Messenger RNA from Phyllotreta striolata, 2924 nucleotides. The record is from the annotation of a GenBank genome assembly. Lineage: Eukaryota; Metazoa; Arthropoda; Insecta; Coleoptera; Chrysomelidae.
AUGUCAGCGGAGACCGAGCUGAGCAUGCAGACCGGAUUGUCGCCGGUACUGCUGCCGGUACCCGACAUUACCACCCUCAGUUUGAUCGGCCAUCGAACUCAAUCUACCCACCUUGCGGCUCAUCCCCCUCAAACGCAUAACAACAUUCAGGCGAAUUCCAAUAAAGCUUGGCAGACUAGUCCUCCUAGACAGACAAGCCCUACCUCCCAAACCACAUUCGCAGAAUCUUUAACAGCAGGCGCAUCGGGUACCCCAUUGGGCGCUACCAGCACCGCCGUCGCCCUACCGGGCGCCGCCGGCGCCGUCGCCGCCGUCUCGCCGCCCGUCGAACCGCCCGUUUUCCAAUGUCCCCGAAGGCCGAAUUUGGGCCGCGAGGGCCGCCCCAUCGGCCUCAAGGCCAACCAUUUCCAAAUAUCCAUGCCGAGAGGGUUCGUACAUCACUACGACGUCAACAUACAGCCCGACAAAUGUCCCAGAAAGGUUAACAGGGAAAUCAUCGAGACGAUGGUGAAGGCGUACGGGAAGAUAUUCGGCAAUCUGAAACCGGUGUUCGAUGGACGGAACAAUUUGUACACUCGCGAUCCGUUGCCCAUAGGUAAUUCGAGAGAAGAGUUGGAGGUGACGUUGCCGGGCGAAGGAAAAGACCGAUUGUUCCGCGUCAGCAUCAAAUGGGUGGCGCAGGUGUCGCUGUACGGGCUCGAAGAGGCCCUCGAAGGUCGCACGAGACAGAUACCGUACGAGGCCAUUCUAGCGCUCGACGUCGUCAUGAGACAUUUGCCUUCGAUGAGCUACACGCCGGUCGGUAGGAGUUUCUUCAGCAGCCCCGAAGGGUAUUAUCAUCCCCUUGGUGGCGGUAGAGAAGUGUGGUUCGGUUUCCAUCAAUCCGUUCGACCUAGCCAAUGGAAAAUGAUGCUCAACAUCGACGUGUCCGCUACGGCGUUUUACAAAGCCCAACCUGUGAUAGAGUUCAUGUGCGAGGUGCUCGACAUCAGGGACAUCAACGAGCAGAGGAAGCCGCUCACCGACAGCCAACGGGUGAAGUUCACCAAAGAGAUCAAAGGCCUGAAGAUCGAGAUCACCCAUUGCGGCGCCAUGCGCAGGAAAUACCGCGUGUGCAACGUGACUCGUCGCCCGGCCCAGAUGCAAUCGUUCCCUCUGCAAUUGGAGAACGGCCAAACCGUCGAAUGUACCGUCGCCAAAUAUUUCUUGGAUAAAUACAAGAUGAAGUUGCGCUAUCCGCACCUGCCGUGCCUGCAGGUCGGCCAGGAGCACAAGCACACCUAUCUGCCUUUGGAGGUGUGCAAUAUCGUGGCGGGACAGAGGUGUAUUAAGAAAUUGACCGAUAUGCAAACGUCUACGAUGAUCAAAGCUACUGCGAGGUCGGCUCCGGAUCGAGAAAGGGAAAUCAACAAUUUGGUGAGACGGGCGGAUUUCAACAACGACGAAUACGUGCAGGAAUUCGGCCUGACCAUCAGCAAUAGCAUGAUGGAAGUGAGGGGUAGGGUAUUGCCGCCGCCGAAGCUCCAAUACGGCGGCAGGGUGGCAUCCCUCAGCGGACAGGUGGGGGGCUGGCACAGCAAACAGCAAGCGAUGCCGAACCAAGGCGUGUGGGACAUGAGAGGCAAGCAAUUUUUCACCGGCGUGGAAAUAAGGGUUUGGGCGAUCGCGUGUUUCGCCCCGCAACGGACGGUCAGAGAGGACGCUUUGAGAAAUUUCACGCAACAGUUGCAGAAGAUCUCGAACGACGCCGGUAUGCCCAUCAUCGGGCAACCGUGUUUCUGCAAAUACGCCACCGGGCCCGAUCAAGUCGAACCGAUGUUCCGUUAUCUCAAAUCGACGUUUCAAGCGUUACAACUGGUCGUCGUUGUGCUACCGGGGAAAACUCCUGUUUACGCGGAGGUGAAAAGAGUGGGCGAUACCGUGUUGGGAAUGGCCACCCAAUGUGUUCAAGCGAAAAACGUGAAUAAAACAUCGCCGCAAACGCUGUCGAAUUUAUGCCUGAAGAUCAACGUUAAAUUGGGCGGCAUCAAUAGCAUUCUAGUACCAUCGAUCAGACCAAAGAUUUUCAACGAGCCGGUGAUAUUCCUCGGCGCCGACGUCACCCACCCGCCGGCGGGCGAUAAUAAAAAACCUUCGAUAGCCGCCGUGGUGGGUUCGAUGGACGCCCAUCCGUCUCGAUACGCCGCGACGGUGCGCGUCCAACAACACCGGCAGGAGAUCAUCCAGGAACUGAGCUCGAUGGUGCGAGAAUUGUUGAUCAUGUUCUACAAGUCGACGGGCGGCUACAAGCCGCACCGCAUCAUCCUCUACAGGGACGGCGUCUCCGAAGGGCAAUUUUUGCAAUUGUUACAGCACGAAUUGACCGCCAUAAGAGAGGCUUGCAUCAAACUGGAGGCGGAUUAUAAACCGGGCAUAACGUUCAUAGUGGUACAGAAGAGACAUCACACGAGGUUGUUUUGUUCCGAUAAAAAAGAACAAAGCGGUAAAAGCGGUAACAUUCCGGCCGGUACGACGGUAGACGUCGGUAUCACCCACCCUACCGAAUUCGAUUUCUAUUUGUGCAGUCAUCAGGGUAUCCAGGGUACCUCGAGACCGUCGCACUACCACGUAUUGUGGGACGAUUCCCAUUUGGAUUCGGACGAAUUGCAAUGCCUGACGUACCAAUUGUGUCACACCUACGUCAGAUGUACGAGGUCCGUGUCGAUACCGGCGCCUGCGUACUACGCCCAUUUGGUGGCGUUCAGGGCUCGCUAUCAUUUGGUGGAGAAAGAACACGACAGUGGGGAAGGUUCGCACCAGUCGGGUUCUUCGGAGGACAGGACGCCGGGGGCGAUGGCGAGGGCGAUCACCGUGCACGCGGAUACCAAAAAAGUCAUGUAUUUCGCUUAAGAAACUUGAAAAGGCGACGUUGCCGAAUUGCGUAA